AUGGACCAGAGGCAAAUUCUGCAGAAGUUCCUGGAUGAGACCCAAAACAAGAAAAGUAACAGAGAGGAGUUUGCUAAUGAAUUUCUGAAGCUGAAAAGACUGUCCAGCAAGUAUAAGAUAGACAAAACCUACCCUACUACUGUGGCUGAGAGGCCCAAGAACAUCAAGAAAAACAGAUACAAGGAUAUCUUGCCCUAUGAUCACAGCCUAGUGGAGCUGUCCUUACUAACGUCUGAUGAGGAUUCCAGUUACAUCAAUGCCAAUUUCAUUAAGGGAGUUUAUGGGCCCCAGGCUUACAUUGCCACCCAGGGACCUUUGCCUGCAACUGUCCUGGACUUCUGGAGGAUGACUUGGGAAUACAGAGUCCAGAUCAUUGUAAUGGCAUGCAUGGAGUUUGAAAUGGGGAAGGAAGCUGAAAAUAGAAAAUCUCAUUACAUAAUCAGGACUCUAAAAGUCAAGUUCAACAGUGAAACUCGAACUAUCUACCAGCUUCAUUACAGGAAUUGGCCAGAUCAUGAUGUGCCUUCAUCUAUAGAUCCUAUUCUUGAACUCAUCUGGGAUGUGCGUUGUUACCAAGGGGACGACAGUGUUCCCAUAUGCAUUCACUGCAGUGCUGGCUGCGGAAGGACCGGUGUUAUCUGUGCUAUUGAUUAUACAUGGAUGUUGCUAAAAGAUGGGAUAAUUCCUGAGAACUUCAGUAUUUUUAAUUUGAUCCAGGAAAUGCGAACACAGAGGCCAUCGCUCGUGCAAACUCAGGAACAGUAUGAGCUGGUCUACAAAGCUGUACUAGAACUGUUUACAAGGCAAAUGGAUAUCAUCAGAGAUAGACACUCUGGAACAGAGAUUGAAGUGAAGUAUUCAGUUCCAGAGCAAAAUCCCAGUCCAGAAGCAGACUAUUCUCUUAAUUUACCAGACAGCGUAACAGAAGCAGGACCGCGGAACCAAGAGAGCAAACAACAGAUAAGGGCGAAAAAUGCAGAAGCUUCUUCCUUUGACCUUAGGAUGUCUAAAAUAAGUGAAAAGAAAGGGUUAGCUUUGCACCCUGUUACACGGAACAGUUCUUUUGAGUUUUUGGAGCUCAAUUGUGGUUAUAACAAAAAUGCUGACACAGCCAUGAAAUGGGAGACAAAGGCAUUUGCCAUGGCUGGGGAGCCUCUUCAGAAGCAUCAAAGUUUGGACUUGAGCUCCAUUUCGUUUGGAGCAUGUCCUAAUUCUAAGCCUGUAAUUGAGGAAGAAAGGUAUUUCAAUUCAAAGGGGCCAAUAAUGCGGACCAAGUCAACUCCCUUUGAAUUGACACAACAGAGAGACACCAAGGAAUUGGGCAUCAAGGGAAAUUUUUCUUACUUGGAACCUCCACCGAACAGUUCUUGCCUUGAGGCGACUCACAAAGCGAUGCAUGUUUCUUCCGGAGAACUGAAUUAUUCACUGUUGUGUGACUCCAAGCACCCAAUGUGCAAUGUCUCUAAUGCAAAGCAGCAUGACUCGAGCGCUUUUAAUGCACAUUCUUACCUGUCUUUAAUGGAAGAUCCUUAUUUUCCAUCCUUGUCUCCAAGCAGUACUGGCUCUAAGAUGUCUCUUGAUUUACCCGAGAAACAAGAUAGAACUGCGUCACCCUGUUCUUUGUUGCCAACAUCCUCUGCAACCCUAUUUCCUUAUUAUGAGUCACCUGGUUCUUCAGCACUGAACCCCCCAACUGAUUUCUCCCUCGCACUGAACCAAGGGACAGCAGGACUCGCAACUUCUCCAAGAAUAGAUGAUGAAAUCCCCCCUCCUCUUCCCGAACGGACACCUGAAUCUUUUAUUGUGGUAGAGGAAGCGGGUGAGUACAUCCCACUGAGCGUUCCGGAAUCUUCAUCCUCAGCUGUGAUGACAGAAAUUGGAAGAUCACUAGAAUGCAGUGGAACAUCUGAAUCAAACAAACCUGAUGACUCUGUGAGACUUAGGCCAACCAAGAAUGUAAGACUUCAGCGUCCCAAUUCAGAUCUACGAGAAGAUCGUUCCUCUCCCCCUCCGCCACUCCCAGAAAGAACCCCAGAGUCCUUCUUACUUGCCGAUGAAGACUGUAUGCAGGCUCAACCCAUAAAUGUUUAUUCUAGCUGUCCUAAUGCCAUGGAAAAUUCAACGUCUUCAAAACAGACAUUGAAGACUCCUGGAAAAAGUUUCACAAGGAGUAAGAGUUUGAAAAUCUUGCGGAACAUGAAAAAGAAUCUCUGUAAUUCUUCCCCACCAAACAAGCCUGCAGACCCUGUUCAGCCAAAUAACUCCAGCUUCUUAUGGAAUUUUGGUUUUGCAAAUCGUUUUUCAAAACCCAAAGGACCAAGGAGCCCACCACCAAGUUGGAAUAUUUAA
Molecule: messenger RNA, 2349 nt
Organism: Pteronotus mesoamericanus
Lineage: Eukaryota; Metazoa; Chordata; Mammalia; Chiroptera; Mormoopidae
Gene: PTPN22
Product: protein tyrosine phosphatase non-receptor type 22
Exons: 20
Coding region: 1-2349 (782 amino acids)
Biological process (GO): positive regulation of toll-like receptor 3 signaling pathway; positive regulation of protein K63-linked ubiquitination; positive regulation of toll-like receptor 4 signaling pathway
Cellular component (GO): nucleus; cytoplasm
Molecular function (GO): non-membrane spanning protein tyrosine phosphatase activity
Source: RefSeq, a predicted model, not a curated record